CAGCUGUUUCGUCUGAAUUAAGCAGUCGUUCUCUCAACUCGGUACACAACUAUCAGCAAAACCACCUAGUACUUUUUCAGUACUGGAGCUUGCCGUGCACAAACUGUCUGCCAUGUUUUCUACAUUACAAAAGUGACCAGAUUUCAAAGGCACUUCAUUGACUGUGAAGCACUUUGAGACAUCUUGCAGCCAUGAAAAGCAAAAAAUAUGAAGUCCCUGAGAAACUUAGGGCAUCAAAUCUCACGCUUGCCGUAUGUUAAAAGUCAUAGGAAAUGCAAACACGAGUGGUGGAAAGGACCACUUGUUUUCCUAAUACUCACGACCAUUUGCCUGACGACCUUUGCAGUUGUUCAAUCAGUGCGCAAGCUAAUGGAGAAUUCCUCAGGUGGAGAAAAAGCUUGGGAAGGCCUGCAUAGUGCAACUUGUGAUGACCCCUGUAGUUUUGUUGUCGCAGAGAGUGUCCCAGAUGGUUUAGUCUAUGAUGAAAAUGCUACAAAAUAUGAAUCGACAUACAACUCUUGGUUAAAGCUAAUCAAUAUAGCAAACAGCAGUCUGGACAUUGCCUCCUUUUAUUGGACUCUUACUGGGCAUGAUAUAAAUGUGACUGAUCCCACCUCCAAGCCUGGUGAAAUCCUGCUUCAAGAGUUGGGGAAAUUGCCAUUAAAGAAUGUUAGUGUGCGCAUUGCAUCAAGUACACUUUCUUUUCCACAUCAACAUUCCACUGACCUCAAAAUUCUGAAAGAGAAAGGAAUCCAUAUAAGGAAAGUGAAUUUUCAAAAAUUAAUGAAUGGUGUGCUUCACACAAAACUCUGGAUUGUCGAUAAGAAACAUAUAUAUAUUGGCAGUGCUAACAUGGAUUGGAGAGCAUUAACUCAGGUGAAAGAGUUGGGUGCUGUGGUUUACAACUGCAGUUGCCUUGCCAAUGAUUUCUCCAAAAUCUUUGAAGCUUACUGGAACCUUGGACUGCCCAAUGCCACCAUUCCCUCACCAUGGCCAUCUUUUUAUUCAACAAAUUUUAAUAAAGAAACACCUCUUGAAGUUAAACUGAAUGGAACUGCUGCAAAAAUGUACUUUUCAAGCUCACCUGCCAGGAUGUGCCCAAAGGGUCGAACUAGUGACCUUGAUGCUAUUAUCAAUGGCAUCAAUACUGCAAAGGAGUUUCUCUAUGUUUCUGUCAUGGAAUAUUUUCCAACAUCACGUUUUCUACAACAUGUAAUAUAUUGGCCGUAUAUUGAUGACUCACUGAGAAAAGCAGCUAUUGAACGUCAUGUUCACAUUCAAAUGUUGAUUGGUUACUGGAAACAUACCGAUAAAUCCAUGUUGGCUUACCUUCGGUCACUGCAAGCUCUAGGAAAUAUCAAGAAAGUCCAUUUUGAUGUGAAACUGUUCAUCGUUCCUGUGGGAAAGUUUCGUAAUAUUCCUUAUGCAAGGGUGUGUCACACCAAAUACUUUGUAACAGAAAAUGUUGCCUAUAUAGGUACUUCAAAUUGGUCUUAUGACUACUUCAACUCUACGACUGGAGUGGGCCUGCUCAUUAAUCAGACCGCAGAGAAUAAUGAAGAGGCUGGUGAUACAGCUCACCAUCAGCUAAAGAGGCUGUUUCAAAGAGAUUGGAAUUCCAACUAUUCUGUGACCUUGGAUGAUCUGAAAGAUAAUUCCAAUUUUCCAUUUAAAAUUAAUGGGCUAUAAUGAUGCUUUGUAGGUGCCUUGCAGAAAAAGAAAUCCUCUUAACCCCCACAAUCACACUUACUAGUUAUGUCUGCAGGAAUUUUGUUGGACGUUAGAGGAAGAAAGGGAUUAAAAGUAAACCAUUAGAUUAUUGAAAGUCCGCUGCCGCUAGCAGGUAUAUUUCCCUGCAAUAUGCAUAAAUACAAGCUAAGCUGUUAAUGUCAUUUUGAAUAUUGGGAAUAAAAUAACAUCGCUUUUCUAGUUAGUGCAAACACACUGUAAAUUAAACUUCAUGGCCAGAACUAAUACAUUUCUUUAAGCCCACACUGAUGGGAAGUUAUGAAUGAAACAAUAAAUCAUUCUGUAAUGUCAGGACACAACCUAAGGUUGUAUUCACUUAUAUAUGCUAUAAUGUAGCAGUAAAACGGUCUCCACUUUGCUGCAAUGCUUGAAAAUGUUGUGUGACACUAAUAACCACAUUUGACAUCACAUUGGAGACACAUCUCCAAACCCCCAGCACAUCUCACCUGCAAUCUGAAGGUGAUCAGCAGUUUGAGUUCAGGAAGAGACGGGGAGCAAUUGAAACAUUAUAAUAUCACCAAGUGGCGACCUCAUCAUUUAGCCAAACUCAUCCCGGCUGCCGGAUAUUUAUUCAUGAAUAUGCCAUUUGGUCCAAAGAAUUUUGAAGCAGUUUCCUUUCAUUACUUGCUGUCACUUUACAUGUGUUGUGCCUUCUGGUGAACAUACUCCAUGUAUUGUAAUGGCAGGAUGUGAGAGUAUUAAAUUUGCCAUGCAGCAGCUCCACACUGUAAAAUACACCAAACUCAGUUAGAUUAUGUAUUUCCCUACGGAACAACAAUUGCCGCACUUCAUUGACUGUAAUGUGCUGUUUCCUGUAUUUUGUAAAUUUAUAUACAUUAAAUUAUAUCUAUCAUCCCUUAGGCUGUAUAGUUAACACAGCAUGGGCCUUUAGAACACUACUAAACACUCUCUUAGUAGUCAUAUGGCCACAUAGGCGAAUUUCAUAUUACUACUAUAAUACUACCCUUUAAAGAAAUUAUUUGAAAAUAUACAUUAUGCAUCUAAUUAACACAGGUACAAGCACACAUUAGGUAAAGAUUAACUAUCAUAGCCAUGACAUAAAAUUGAACUGAAUUAGAAACAAAUGUGGAACAGCUUAUUCCAUUUCACCCUCCAGAAUGAGCGCUGGAAGACCCACUGCUCACAUAUGUUAGAUACAGGGACAAAUUCUUAUAAAGGCAAUUUUUAAUGAGCUGUUUAAAAAGGAAAUUCUAUAAGUCCUAAUCUUUUUGUUUGGUAUAAAAUGCAUUGAAAAAUGUUUCAAUGUAGGUGUUGCCAAAGGCUAAUUUGAUGAAUGCACUGCAUGAUAAAGCAAUUCUGGCAUGUGCACCAGGAAAGUCUCAGCUUGUUUUCUUCAUCUGUGCUGCGUUAGCUAAUCUCAGUUUAGAUGGCAUCUUUAAGACCAAUACAAUUGACCUUAAUUUCUUUAGUUUAGCAAGAGAGAGAGAGAGAAUAAAAAACAAGUUCAAAUUGUCAUUCAGUGAUCCUGCACUGGAAAGUGCUCAUGUUUUCACCCUGGACAGAGACAGGAUUGAGUUCAGUUCUGUUACCCCCCACCAUUGAAUAAACCCUCCAGUGCUGACUGUCCAUGAUUAGGAAUGAAGAUUGACCACCCAGGUGAGGUAUAGAAGGGUUGUGGGUGCCUUUGGAGCCAUGGCACGAUGAACGUUAAGAGGAAAAAGGGGACACAAUGUGACAGUGCUGAUGUUGAAUGUACAGUUGUUCUCACACAACACUGCAAAUAAAAUUAAACAUUCAAGGA
Carcharodon carcharias (great white shark) is the source of this 3511-nucleotide messenger RNA. Its product is annotated as 5'-3' exonuclease PLD3-like. Lineage: Eukaryota; Metazoa; Chordata; Chondrichthyes; Lamniformes; Lamnidae. The transcript has 12 exons. Bases 208 to 1689 code for a protein of 493 amino acids. Gene Ontology annotation, molecular function: catalytic activity. The record is from RefSeq and is a predicted model, not a curated record.